CAAAAAAUCGCCGUCUCUUGAUCAGAUCUUCGUGCAGAUGCCCAUGCUUGGCCUCAAGGUGCUUCUGUGCCUACGGAGAAACACGCCGCCCCAGCGAAUUCCUGUGCGAGCUCAGCAUUUUUUCCCCCUCUAAGCUCGCAGUUCGAGGACCGUCUUCUCGAGGCGGUGAACUUGCCCAUGACGACUGCCACACGUCGCCUCUGUUGGAUGUGUGUCUAUUGGUGACGAGAAUUCGCGUUUUUGGGUGUUUCGAUCCAGAGGGUUUCCUCUCCCUUGUCUCCCUCUUCUACCUCCCCCCCCCCCCUGUCGCCCUCCAUCUUGCCUCUGUUGAUUCUCUAUUGGCGUUUCCCCGCGAUAUCCUGACAGAUCAGCUCGUGUCGUUGUUGUCGCAGCGUUGUCGUGACUUCGUCUCCUAGCAACCAUGGCGCUUGCCAGCCAGUGUCCUGACCCUCCCGCCCUGCAGCCGUCAUCGAGUAGAGACACCAAUGCGGGGUCUUCGUCAGGUGCCCGCGGCUCCGGACACGUCAUCCUGUUCUCGGCCUCGGCGCUGCACCACUGGAAUCUCGCGACAGAGGAGCUCAACUCUCGGAGCAGCCGCACGACGGCCGCCGGACCCACGAGCAACUUCUCCAUGCCGACCAAGAGCACUGUGAGGGCGAGGGAGCACUUCAGCGUGGCUGAGAAGACCAUCCACUUCAGGAGGAACCGAAGACAGGACAACACCUGGCGGCCUGGCACGGGUGGCAACGGCAGCGGCAAUGGCAAUGGCAACCAGCACCCGCCCUCCACCGACCUGCUGCUCUACCCCCGUGUGCACAGCAGCUUCCCGGUGCUGUGCUGGUCGUGCGGCGAGUGUGCGGCCUGCAUGGACGACGGCGGGCAGUGGCGGGGGCGACUCAACUGCGAAAACCGCCGACUGUACGCGAAUUCGCUGGUGGAGGCGGCCGUGUUUCCGGUGGAGCCGAAUGGGCUGGGGAGGGCGCACGUGUACAGAGCUGUGUGCCUCUGUGGACACUCAUGUGGUAAGUGAGAGAGAGAGGGAGAGACACACACAGAGACACACACACACACACCGGGGUGGAAAGAUGAGAUGAGACGAGACGACAAUGGUUGGGUGGGUGUUCGGUUGGUUCAGACGACAGUUCGUUCUUCGGUCACCUCGCGAGGCACCACUGCCACCACGACAGACACAACGUCACCCACAUGGGUACGCACACACACAGGCCACGCCAUCCGUUGUCUGCCUUCAUCUCCGCACCGUGUCUGGUGUCUGUGUGUGCAGGUCUGCUGCAGUCUCGCGCAGGCUGCGGGAUGGACUGCGAGGGCCAGGCUGGUAGUGCGGCGGAUGCCGUGGCGGCGUUGAGUGACAAGGCCCGGUGUUUGCUGAUAGAGCCAUACCACCCCGCCAUCCCAUACACCACACACCCCGGUACGUCACCCUACCCUGCACCACAGACAGACAGAUGCCAAUGGUUGGCUCUCAUCUUUCUGCCUUUCCUGCAUCAGACCAUGACUUGGUGCUGGAGCCUGCCACUUACCAGGAGAUCGUCUUCGUGCCCGACAGCACCCUCGCCACCGACCUGCCCCCCCUCCCCCUCCUGCCAGGCCUCUCACAGUCGCCCAAGGCCUCGCACAGUGCCAAGCCUUCCGUCCUGCUCUCACCACGCACGCCAGCCUCCCCUCCCCUGUCCACCGUCAGCGCACCUUCCCGACUCGCACGCACAGGCGUCCGCAACAGGACAGCCACAGCCCCGCAGCCCAGCGGUGUGGCCGACGUGAUGGUGCCGAGGCCUCCACUGACGGAGUUUCAGCUGCGGUUGCGCGAGCUGCCGGGGAAGGAGGGCGGCCCAGCCAGUGCCGCUGCUUGUGCUGCCGAGGCGGAGCCUUGCGAGGAGCACAUCAGGAAGAGAGCCCGCACGUGCAAUGGUGACGGGGAGGCGUCGGUGUCGGAGGACAACGCGGGGGAGGUGACCCCUGGCCCUGCUGAGGUCGACAACAUGGUCCUGCUGCCCUGGUACGGAGGGACGGUGGGACACAAUGGCACACCUCACAGACAGUACAGUGGGACACGAUACACCACUUCUCGCGAUACACCCCACAAGCAUGACGCCUCUUGCAAUCAAUCGUGUCUCUCUCGUGUCGUGUGUGUAUGGUAUGGUCAGGAUCCACGCAAUGAUGGACCUGAACCGCCAGCUGCGUGCCGAGGGUACGGUGUCCCACUCAGCUCCCCUCCCUCCCAUGCCCAUGGCUUCGCCAUCCGCGGAUACCGGCACUCCAGCAAUGCCCCCGUUCCUGCCGUUGGCUGACCAGGACAUGACAGCGCCUUCGAUGCAGCUGGACGGGGGCCCGUGUGAGGCGGCUGGGGGGCUGCCGAAUGAGAGCGCACCGGUGGACGAGGGGUCGCCAUGGGACUUUCUCCUUGGGGGGUCGAUGUGAUGUGAUCUAAUCAAUCAACGGGGUGGUGUGGUGUGGUGGAUGGCAGUGAAUGUGUGAAAACAGUGACAUGACAUGGGAUGACAUGACAUGCGUGACCUGACUGGCUCGGCUCUGCUCUGCGUGUUGGUGGUCCGAUUUUUGUCAGUGAGUGAGAGCUCUUUUCAUGCGUCCAUCCAUGCGUCGGUCGCUUCAACCCCCC
Messenger RNA from Vitrella brassicaformis, 2635 nucleotides. NCBI's taxonomy places the organism in Eukaryota, Vitrellaceae. The record is from the annotation of a GenBank genome assembly.